Messenger RNA from Medioppia subpectinata, 1245 nucleotides. Lineage: Eukaryota; Metazoa; Arthropoda; Arachnida; Sarcoptiformes; Oppiidae. The record is from the annotation of a GenBank genome assembly.
UGGGUGCGCAGUGAAUAGCAGUACUCAUAGCUUACAAAAUGCAUAUAAAUAUUGAAUUUAACUCUCAAUUCACUGUUUUAUUACUAUUAUUCGUGAUUACGGUUUAAAAGCAAAGUUACGUAAAGAUUAAGUCAUGUAAACGUCAACUCAUUAAUGCAUUCAUUGAGACACUCAUACGCUUUGUGUUUGUCUUCCAGUGAUUGAAGUUUUAUUGAAUUAGUUUUUUCGAUAUUUAUUGUUAUAAUUAGAAGUGAAUAGAUUUGGAGUAAAUCUAAAGAAUUGGUGUAAAAUAUUAGUUUCAAUGAAAAGAGUUGCGAUGCCUUACAGGAGAACGACUGCCAUCAGGUAUUCAGACCCCGGAAUCAUCGACGAGAAGGUGUUUCAGUUGCAGAGGAUUUUGGCCACAACUCAGACGAGUCACAGCAGAUUUGGACCCGGAUUCUCGUUGUUGGGCAACAAUUACGGCUCCGCAGCCAUACCCUCCGCCACACUCUGCCCCACACACAGAAUCCAUUUGGGCAUUGAUUGCGAUGAAGUCUUUCCCAACGUAUUCAUCGGCGAUGAACGAAGCGUCCGAAAUAAGCCGUUCCUCAAAAUGAUUGGUAUAACACAUGUCGUGAAUUGCGCGGAAGGAAGCGGUUUCACAAUGGUUUCGACGGGUAGUGGCUAUUAUGCGGACGUCGGUAUCAAAUACAUCGGCAUUAAUGUGCUGGACGUGCCUCAGGCCAGGAUCUCAGCCCACUUUCACGAGUGCGCAAACUUUAUGGACAAAGCGAUCCGAGAGGGAGGGAAAGUGAUUGUCCACUGCUAUAUGGGUUUGAGUCGGUCCGCGACCAUCACUAUUGCAUAUCUCAUGAUUAAGAAACAGAUGAGCGCCGAAGAGGCCGUCAGGACUGUCCGCAGGAAUCGGGAAAUACGACCGAACGACGGCUUUUUGCGCCAAUUGUUAGCAUUGGAGUCAAAGUUAUCCAAAGAGUGACACAAAUUGAUGGCAUAUUUUUUGGAGGAAUAUAUGUUUGGCGAAGCAAAUAAAAUAAUAUAUGCAUAAACUUUAAAGUUAACCAUUUUCUCAGAUUUCAAUAUAUAUAUAUAUACGACUAUUAAUAACUGCGAUAAUACAAUUGUAAUAACAAACAAACGGACAAACGGUUUCUUUUUACAAAAUAUAUAAUUUUUAUCCAUUUUUGAAAUUAGUUUUAACAACAAAACAAAAAAAAAAGAGAAUUAUAUUAUAAUAACAGUCAU